GUGCCCCUGCUGCCAUUUUGAAAUGCAGGGAUGCUGAAUACACAUGAUGCAGAGGCUGCUGAAGUGUGCUAAUUAGCAUGCUUCAGCAGACUCAGCUAAUUAGCUAAUUAGCACGUCAGAGCAGAGCUCUUGUCACAGGUAUAGGUUCCCCUUGGCAAUGAGUGCACCCUGCUGGCUCAUAUUCAGCUUAUUGUCCACUGUCACCACCAGGUCCUUUUCUGCAGAGCUGCUGCCCAGUUAGUCAGCCCUCAGCCUGCACCAGUGCAUGGGAUUGCUCCAUCCUAAGUGCAGGACUUUGCACUUGUCCUUAUUGAACCUCAUGAGAUUUCUUUGGUCCAAUCCUCCAAUUUCUCUAGGUCAUUUUGAAUCCUAACCUUACUCUCUGGUGUAUCUACUACUUCCCCACAGCUUGGUGUCAUCUGUAAACUUGCUGAGGGUGCACUCCAUGCCAUCUUCCAGGUCACUGAUGAAGAUAUUGAACAAAACAAGAGUGACCCUGGGACCCUUCACUUGAUACCGGCUUCCAGCUAGACAUCGAGCCAUUGAGCCUGAUGAUCCAGUCAGUUUUCUAUCCACCUUACAGUCUAUUCAUCCAGUUCAUACUUCCUUAGCUGGCUUGCAGGAAUGUUGUGGGAGACCAUAUCAAAAGCCUUGCUAAAGUCAAGGUAUACCACAUCCACUGCUCUCCCUGCAUCUACAGAGCCAGUUGUCUCAUCAGAGAAGGCAAUCAGUUUGGUCAGGCAUGACUUGCCUUUGGUGAAUCCAUGCUGACUGUUCCUAAUCACCUUCUUCCCCUCCAAGUGCUUAGAAAUGGAUUCCUUGAGGAACUGCUCCAUGAUUUUUCUAGGGACUGAGGUGAGGUUGAUGGGCCUGCAGUUUCUCCUUCUUCCCUUUAAACAUGGGCACUAUGUUUGCCCUUUUUCAAUCAUCUGGGACCUUUUCAGAUCACCAUGAGUUUUCAAAGAUGAUGGCCAGUGGCUCUGCAAUCAUAUCAGCCAACUCAGCACCUUUAGGUGCACUGCAUCCAGCCCCAUGGACUUGUAUAUGUCCAGCUUUUCUAAAUAGUCCCUAACCUAUUCUUUCACCACUGUUGGCUGCUCAUUUUCUCCCCAAACUAUGCUGCCAGCUGCAGUAGUCUGGGAAGUGACCUUGCCUGUGAAGUCCAAGUACUUCACCCUUUUCCACAUCACCUAUCACUAGAUUGCUUCCCCCAUUUAGUAAGGGACCCACACUUUCCCAGAUCUUCCUUUUGUUGCUGACAUACUUGUAGAAACCCUUCUUGUUACCUUUCAUGUCCCUUGCUAGCUGCAACUGUAAUUGUUAGGGCUGUGCGAAAUUUCGCCAGCUGUUUCGAUUCGACACUGUUUUGACUCAUUUUGAGCUUGAAACAGUGAAAUCGAAUCGAAACAGAGAGCUUUGAAACAGCCUUGAAACAAAAUGAGGCUAGUCGAAACAUUUAAAAAGUUUCAAAAUGUUUCAAGUUUUGAAGCAGCCAGCAGCAAGGUGGUGGGAGACAGGGGAGAACCAGGGCUGCAUCCCAGCUGCAGCUGGGAGCACAGCUGUGGCUCUCCCUGUCUUCUGCCACCAGGCUGCAGGAAGCCGAUCAUAGUGCAGGGGAAGCCUGGGCUCAGUUCCCCUCCCAAGUGCUGCGAUCGGGUUGGGGGUGAGCCCAGAUGGGCUGACUUCCCGUCCCCCCUGCUAGAUCAAGCUGGGGAUUUGAAGUCCACCGCAGCCCCGAUCUGCCUGCCAGAUGAGAGAGGCUGUUUUGAGCUUUCCCAUUAUAGCUAAUGGGCAAAACGUCGAAACAGCAUCGAUACAGCCUCACUAUUUCCACAAAGCAAAAUGGAACAGCUAUUUCAAAUCCAAAUGAAAUUUGAAACGAAAUGCUGUUCCGUGGAAACCUCGAAACUCAAGUCGAAACGAUACGGUGCCGUUUCGCGCAGCCCUAGUAAUUAUGCUUUGGCCUUUCUGAUUUCAUCCCCACAUGCUGAAGCGAUGCUCUUAUACGCUUCACUUUUUUGUCCAGUUUCUACUUCUUGUAAGCUUCGUUUUUGUGUUUUAGCUCACUGAAGUUCCUUGCUAAGCCAAGCUGGUCUUCUACCAUACUUGCUAGUCUCCCUGAGCACUGGGAUGGUUCAUUCCUGCACCCCUAUCCCUCUGCUUCUCCUCAGGGUCAUACUCAUUACUUAUUCCAACCUCCUGCCUCUAAAACACACAACUUCUACAACACACAACCUCUAUAUGCAAUCAGAUUAACCUUCGAACUACCACAUAGCCUAGGGCUUUAAGCAACCUCCCAGUAUCCCUCAGCCUAUUUUACUACUUAAAGGGGACUGAUUUGCUCUCCCAUCAAGUUGAAAGCCUGCUUGUCACAUAUUUGGGCUUUAAUGAGAUAAAUGACUAUUUAUGGAUCCUGCACUCCCUUUGAUAAUAUUUGCUAACACCAGCAUAACAGUACCAAAACAUUUUAACAUCUAAUUUGGCCUGCCAAAGUCUAGUACUUUUGAAUUGUGUUUUCAGUGGUGUUCAGUGAGGAUUACAACUAAAACAACUUGAUUAAACAGACUUGCUUGAAAAAACUCCACUUUCUUCUAGUGCAUGUAAGGCCAGUCAGCACUGUAGUGGUUAAUAUGUAAUGUAAUUUCAAACUACUUUUGGCUACAAUGAAAUAGGGUAGUUAAAAAUAUUAGAAAUCCACCCUGUAUUUUUAAGUGGUCUGGCUUGCAUCACUAACUACACUGACAUAGGGCAUGGUUUUGCCUUCCAUGAAGUUGGAGCUAGCAUCUGUGUCUUCUGACCAUUUGACACAAGAAAGAAAUGUAAAAGUAAAUUUUACCCUGGAGUGUCCAAAAGUUCAUUUUGUAUGCCUUUUCUUGCUUCUAAUCAAAUUAUCUAUAAAAUGAUUUGAAGUACAUUAAUUUAAUACUUUCCACACUGUAGAUAGAGAAUAUUAUUGGGAUUUUAUCAGAGACGAUUGGUAAUCAGGUACCAAUUAGGUACUAUGGCCUGAGAUUGCCCACAGUAUUUUUGUGGACUGUCUCAAGAAAGGUGGAUGAAGAUACCAGAUUGCUACCAUAACAGCAUGUGCACACCCAUUUGUUAUUUUGUGCAGAAAUGAUGGAACACCUCCUUAUAAUUAUAGCAAAAAGUGAACAAAUGUGAGUUUUCUAAAUGUUACUGACAACUAAAUUACAUUUGUAAAAUUUCCCCACACCGCCAAUGCUUUGUUCCCACUUAGAAGUUCAGGUCAUUAUAUCAUACGUGCAUUUCUUCCAAUACCAGAACUCAGUAUGUUACUAACAAGUGUCUUUUAUGCCAGGUUGCUUGUCUAUGAACUGUAUCCUAGAUUGCUGUUUCUUCAUCUUAUGAGAAAACUCCCAUAACUGAACUACAACUUAGUUUUUGCCACCUCAGUCACAACUUCUGAAAUGCAAAGGAACAGGGUUUCUUCUUCUUCUUAUUAUUUUUAACAUGGAGUACUACAAAGUUGAUUUAAAAUUAGAACGGGAAACAACAUGAAAGAAGCCUCUUACGCCCGAAGCGAGAAGUUGGGAGGAAGAAAGGUUUAGAAGCAAACCGUUAAGUCACUCAUCUGCUCUCAUCUUUUUUAAAAGACUGGUAAUAACCGAGUCCACCCUCCCACUUCCAUCCUGUCGGGCGGCGGUGUGAUUUGACGGUCGUGACUGCAGCUCCACCCGUGCCACAUGCCAAACUUCUCCUUUAUUUUUGGGUGGAAGAGAAAAACGGGAAGCAAAACCAAAACACUUCCAGUGUCCGUUCUGCAGCUGUCACCUGCCCUCCCGUUGGUCGAAAACCUCCCCCAAGUACAAGGAUAAGCACGCGUGCCAUUCCCCAAGCCAACGGCCCCGGACCUGUGCAAUCCAGUCUUCUCUCUCGCUUGUACAACGGCCUGCAGACAGAUGCCCAACGAGAACAAUUUAUUGCGGAAAAUAAUGUUCCGGGCCUCGCGGGGAGCAUGUGGGCGUGGGAAGAGGAAAGCAGCCGGGUUGCGGGCGAGCUCCGGCGGAGGAAGCUGCUGGGCUGCGCCUGCAAUCGAGCCACGCUUCCCCUUUCUCUCUUUGGGAUGGAGAUUUCAUCCCAUCAGUCUCAUCUCCUGGAGCAACUCAAUGAGCAACGCAGGCAAGACCUGUUCUGUGACUGCAACAUCCUGGUUGAGGGGCAGGUUUUCAAAGCACAUCGAAACGUGCUGUUUGCCAGUAGCGGCUAUUUCAAGAUGCUCCUUUCCCAGAGCUCAAAGGACACUAGUCAGCCAACAACUGCUUCUUUCGAAGUUUUCUCUCCUGAGACAUUUGUGGUUAUUCUGGACUUUGUGUAUUCAGGCAAACUGUCUCUCACUGGUCAAAAUGUGAUUGAAGUCAUGUCAGCAGCGAGCUAUCUGCAGAUGACAGAUAUUCUUAGUGUGUGUAAAACGUUCAUUAAAUCCUCACUGGACAUUAAUGAAAAGGAGAAGGAUCAUUAUUUCACCCUCUCAGCCAAAAGCCUUAAUAGCGGAUCUGACAGUCCGUCGUUUUAUCGGUCGCGAAGGAAAGCCAAAAGCAACCCCCGACGCUCCCACAUCAUCCCAGAUGAAAAGGCAGGAAUGGAUAAUGAAAAUUCCUGGAGUAAUUACAACAGUUGCCCUUCUCCACAAAUGAAUAUCCAACAGCCAGAAGGACCAAUAACCAAAAGAAUUCAAAAGCUCGGCUCAAUGAAAAGGCGCAGAAAGCAUCUACGACUGAACCAGGGAUUUGUGCAGUACAAAUCAAACAAACCUGAGCAGAGCAGUGGAAGUUACGGGGCGUUGGAGUCUAACCACAUUUCUCAACACAGAGAGGAAAUUUACCUCAACACAGAAAAUGAGGAGGCUGGUCCUGACUAUCAGUGUGAGCGAGAAUCGGAGGUGAUACCCAAGAGGUGGUCUGUGGCUCAGGUAGAACAAGAACUUACAAGAACUUCCCCUGAGUUAAUGGAUUUAAAAGCAGAUGAAUUGUAUACCUCUAUGCCUACAAUUUUAGGUGUAAUGGGCGGUUGGAAUGAAGAUCUACCUAGGAUGAGAUUCAUGUGCCCCUUCUGCACACAUACAGUGAAACGGAGAGCAGACCUGAAGCGUCAUCUUCGAUGUCACACAGGGGAGCGACCUUAUCCAUGUGAGGCAUGCGGGAAAAGGUUCACCAGACUAGAGCACCUCCGUAGCCAUUUCCAAACAAUACAUCGAGCUGGCAAACUGAUCUGCAGAAAGUGUAAGCAGCAUGUCACUGACCUAACAGGACGUGUGGUUCAACAAGGAACACGGCGCUACAGACUAUGUAAUGAGUGUCUAGCUGAAGCUGGCAUGGACAAUAUCCCUAAUGAUGAUACAGAUUCAGAACAUCCCCUCCUAAUCUCCAUAAGAAACAAGAAUUCCAGGUGGCCAUUAGAGGAAGAGCACAGAUCAGAUGUAGAGAUAUUGAAGGAUGAAUCUGAUAAAUUGGUUGACCAGCAAGUUAACAAUGAUAGUGCAGAUGAGGCAGAAGAAAAAGUGAAAUCAAAUAUUAGAUAGCUGUAUUUAUAGACAUAUUAGUGCUGAACGCAACACUGACUUGCUAUAUCUUGCCAAUUAACUUUAGACCAUGGUCAACUUAGUUUAUAAUUAUUAGAUCUCUAACACUACUUAAAUCUAUGGGAGCAAAAAAGGCCUACAAUCUAACUGACAUAUUGUAGUAUAAAUCAGUCACUUCUGGACAAUUCUAUCUGGAGAGCUAUUAAAAGGAUUUAUUUUAUAUUUAAUCAAGGCCAGUUCAAAGUUUCUGCUUUCAAGUGUGUAAGACCCAUUUUCCCUUCCCUAUUUCAAAGUCCCUUUUUGUGUUUAGAAAAAGGGGUUUUGGUUUGUUUUUUUUUUUUUUAAGUUUCAGUAUUAUAAAGGUGUUUAUUCAUCUAGUUUUAAUGUUUACCUGUUUACGAGGAAAGUAAAAUAAUGUAUAGCUUCAAAGCAAAAACCUGUUAUUGAGUAAUUUGCUCUGAAAAACAGUAAGUUACUAAAGCUAGCAGCUAAGAAAUUUUCUUUAGCUGCUAUAUUUAACCUAUACAUUCACUUAUGAAACACUUACAUUUUUUUACUUGUAAUAAAUUUUUUAAAACUGGAA
This is a messenger RNA of Alligator mississippiensis (American alligator), 6122 nucleotides long. RefSeq names its product zinc finger and BTB domain-containing protein 8A. Gene Ontology annotation, molecular function: DNA-binding transcription factor activity, RNA polymerase II-specific; RNA polymerase II cis-regulatory region sequence-specific DNA binding; protein binding. Gene Ontology annotation, biological process: regulation of transcription by RNA polymerase II. The transcript is spliced from 4 exons. Lineage: Eukaryota; Metazoa; Chordata; Crocodylia; Alligatoridae. The record is from RefSeq and is a predicted model, not a curated record. Bases 3977 to 5539 code for a protein of 520 amino acids.